Molecule: messenger RNA, 1012 nt
Organism: Saccostrea echinata
Lineage: Eukaryota; Metazoa; Mollusca; Bivalvia; Ostreida; Ostreidae
Exons: 2
Coding region: 99-365 (88 amino acids)
Biological process (GO): DNA integration; DNA recombination
Molecular function (GO): DNA binding
Source: RefSeq, a predicted model, not a curated record
AUGCUGACAUAGAAAACAGUCCACACGGAUUGCAAUAUAAAGUUUUUCUUGAUGUGAUGUUCUACACAUGAAGAAGAGGAAGGGGAAAUCUGAGAAGUAUGAAGAAAACUGAUUUUGUUUUGAGAACAGAUGGCCAAGGAAGGAGGUAUUAUCUUAAUGUCGCUCAGUAUGAAACCAAAAAUCACAGAGGAAGUGACAUGAAUGACUAUGAUGCAUCUUCAGCAAGAAUAUAUGAAAUACCAGGUGAUGAGAAGUGUCCAGUGUCUAGUCUGGAGAAAUACCUCGGAAAGCUGAAUCCAAAUUGUGAAAGUUUUUUGGCAGAGACCGAAGCGCCAUAUCAACGAUUCAGAUGCUGUUUGGUAUGACAAUUCUCCAGUAGGUCAUAAUACUUUGGGAAAUUUUAUGAAAACAAUAUCUAUGAAAGCCGAACUCUCAACUCUGUAUACAAACCACUGCAUACGUGCCACGUGUAUUACUAGUUUGGAUCAGCGUGGGAAAGAAGUUCGACACAUCAUGUCUGUCAGUGGACAUAAGUCCGAAACUUCCAUAAAAUGCUAUUCAAGAUGUGUAAGUGAAACAAAAAAGCAAGAAAUGUUUGAUGUAUUGUCAUCUGUGGUUUACCCAUCAACAAAGCUAGGGCUAGAAAACCCAGUUGUUCCAACAAAUUCUUGUACCAGUACUUCAGAAAGUCAGCUCUUAAAGUUGAAUAACUGUGAAUUUGAAACUGUCAGUAUCAAACAAUUGCUAUCUGAAGUCCUACAUGAUGAAAAUGGUUCAGAUUUGUUUGCAAAUGUUCCAGAAGAAAAGGAGAAUGUUAAAGUUGACCAAACGCCUCAGAACUCUUGUGGCCCAUAAUUCAAAAAUGUUGGUCAAGUGCACAUUCACUAUUACAUGGGAAAAGAACAACAAAAGUAAAGAUACUGUAAAGUUCUUUAUUGGACUCUGUAAAUGAUUUAAUGAUUCUAAGAUGUGUUUUUUUCACUUUUCAAUUGAACAUUCAAAUUCAAAUUUA